UGUCCACAUAUAUAUAAUUGUCCAUUAAUAAAUAGCUAGGUUAAUCAAUUAAGUUCUUACAACAAUAUGACAAAUUCUUAUGAUAUUCUUUCAUAUCCAAUGUACCUUCUAUAUAAAUCUUAGUUAACCAAGAGUUUUUGAGACUCUUUACAACCAAAAAAACAGCAAGAAAAAUGUCAUGAAAAAUAUUUAUCAAACUCCUUAUAAUAAAAAUGGAAUUUCCAUCCCCUCAAAUUCAAUACCCAAAUUUUAGUUUCUUUCAAGAUCAAUUACCAUUAUCAUGGAAUGAUCAACUUUUCUUAGAUGAACAUUUUAGUAAUUAUCCAUGGGAAGUUGACUCUGUCGACCAGAGCGACAAUCAUCAGCUACCAAGAAGUUCUUCAUUUUCCGACACUUAUUCCUCGAAAGGAUGUUAUGAAUGGAAAGUUGACUCUGUUGACCAGAGCGACGAUCGUCAGCUACCAAGAAGUUCUUCAUUCCCAGAGACCAAUUCUUCAAAAGGAUGUUAUGCAUGGAAAGUUGACUCUGUUGACCAGAGGUCUUCAUUCUCAGACACUAAUUCCUCGAAAGGAUGUUAUGCAUGGAAAGUUGACUCUGUUGACCAGAGCGACGAUCAUCAGCUACCAAGAAGUUCUUCAUUCUCAGACACUAAUUCCUCGAAAGGAAACUAUCCAUUACAAACUAUUGACUCUUCCAGCCAGGAGGACAAUGAUCAUCAACUACUAAGAAGUUCGUCAUUCUCAGACACUAAUUCCUCAAAAGAAAGCAACAAUCAUGACAUCGAAGAGGUCACAUCAUCACAUGACAGCAACCCCACUAGGUCAAAUGAAAAAAAGCACUACAUUGGAGUUAGAAAAAGACCAUGGGGAAAAUAUGCAGCAGAAAUAAGAGACUCAACAAGAAAUGGAAUUCGAGUUUGGUUAGGUACAUUUAACACUGGUGAAGAAGCUGCUUUAGCAUAUGAUCAAGCUGCACUUACAAUGAGAGGUCCAUUAGCACUACUUAAUUUUCCAAUAAAUAAAGUUAGAGAAUCACUUGAAAAUAUUAACUAUUUUUGUGAAGAUGGAAUUUCACCAGCCGCUGUUUUAAAAGCAACAAAUAAAAUGAGAUGUGUUAAACAUAGGAGAAAUAGGAAAAAAGGAAUAAAGGAAAAUAAUAAUAAUAAUAAUAAUAAUAAUGUUUUGGUUUUGGAAGAUUUGGGUGUUGAGUUGUUAGAUGAACUUUUAAUGAGUUCAUCUUAAAAUGAUUCUUCUACUUAUUUGUAAAAA
Molecule: messenger RNA, 1268 nt
Organism: Capsicum annuum
Lineage: Eukaryota; Viridiplantae; Streptophyta; Magnoliopsida; Solanales; Solanaceae
Product: ethylene-responsive transcription factor 1B
Exons: 1
Coding region: 213-1241 (342 amino acids)
Biological process (GO): ethylene-activated signaling pathway; regulation of DNA-templated transcription
Molecular function (GO): DNA-binding transcription factor activity; DNA binding
Source: RefSeq, a predicted model, not a curated record